AUGGUGGUGGAUGUUAGGAGGGUGAAUGAUAGGCUAAUGACUAUUGGGCUAGUGGUUGGUGGGGUCACUUUUAACGUGAUUAGUGCUUACGCACCUCAGCUCAUCAUUGGAGGUGAUUUUAGUGGCCAUAUUGAGGUGACUACUAGGGGUUAUGAUGAGUUGCAUGGCGGGUUCGGUUUCGGAGUUAGGAAUGAGGGCGGUACCACUUUGUUGGAUUUUGCUAAAGCGCUUGACCUGGUGUUAACUAAUUCAUGUUUCCAAAAGAGGGAGGAACAAUUGGUCACUUUCUGGAGUAAGAUUGUCAGGACUCAGACUGAUUACCUUCUCCUUCAAAGGAGUGAUAAGGGCCUUUGUACUGAUUGCAAGAUUAUCCCGAGUGAGUGUCUGUCGAUGCAACGUAGACUCCUGGUAAUGGACUUGGCAAGAGAGUAA
Molecule: messenger RNA, 432 nt
Organism: Nicotiana tabacum (common tobacco)
Lineage: Eukaryota; Viridiplantae; Streptophyta; Magnoliopsida; Solanales; Solanaceae
Source: RefSeq, a predicted model, not a curated record